Messenger RNA from Durusdinium trenchii, 1267 nucleotides. The record is from the annotation of a GenBank genome assembly. Lineage: Eukaryota; Dinophyceae; Suessiales; Symbiodiniaceae.
GGGGACUAGAUGGGACUAGGCGGGACUAGUGGCCUUGGCAGGCCGUGCCAAGCAGUUCAAGAAGAUCCAUUCUCCAAGAUUGCCCAGCGGUCUACACCGACUGCGGCGUGUGCCAAUGUGUGCCUGGCGAUGUCUGUCAGCGCUGUCCCAACGUGAUCGCACUUUCGAUCCCCGCAGAGAACGGGACGGACUUUGACAUGUCAAGCGAGCCAACCGCCAACAACUCAGAGCCACAAGAGAAUGGACAGCCACCUCACUAUCCUUCAGAGGAGCGGAUUUGGGCUGUCGAUGGUCUUGCAAAGUCUGUGAGUUGGGCGCGCUACCAGUCCACAUAUCCCUUUUUGGUUGCCAUCAAAUGGAUUGGCCGUGGAGGAAAACGCAGUCACAUGUGUGGAGGUACUUUGAUCCGUGAGUCUGUCGUUCUUACAGCAGCACAUUGUGUUUCCCAAAUGCGAAAUGGACGGAUUAUGUUUCUUGAUGCCAGCAUCGUCGAAGUUUGGUGGGGUCAGGGAGACAACAAUUGGAUCAGUUCGGGGGGUGGACCUGCUCGUGAUUCCUUCCUCGUACAAUGGGAAUGAUGGGAAUGACGACAUUGCGAUCCUCCAUUUGACCCGACGCUUCUCGGGUGCAUCAGUGGCAAGGUUGUCCCGGCGGAAGUGGUACAAUGUGGGCUCGAAACCAUUGAUCGCUGGAUGGGGAGCAGUGGAUCGUCAUUCACAGUGGUACCAAGCAGACAAACUAAGAGAAGGUUACACUCAGAUUGCUGAUUCUGCGCUGUGCAAGGCGAUGAUUAAGGAUUUUGACCCCGCCAAAAAGAUUUGUGCAGGGAGUUACCGUUCAGGAUUGGCUGGCACUGCCAAAGGUGACAGUGGAGGGCCGAUGCUAUUGAACGGUUAUCAGAUCGGAAUCACCUCGCAUGGCUUCAGAGUCGGCAAUGAGUAUCUUGAUGUGUACACCAGGGUGUCAAACUAUGGGGGUUGGAUCAAUCAGGUGUUCGCACACUACCGGUAAGUGCAGGUUUGAUUUGCACAGAGUCGCUCCAGACUCGGUUUUGAGUUCUGCAUCAGAAUGAUGAUGAAUGAAGUGUGAGUGCUUCAAUCUAAGCUUUGAGCAUUUUCUUAAUUACCAUAGGUGGUUGCUUCCUCUCAGAUGUAAAGGUGCUCAGCUCAUGGUGCCGCCACGGAACCAUGGUACUUCUGAGACAAUACUUUCGUUCUAAUUUUGGUCCCGGCCAAGCGAUCACGUCAAGCGACGAAUCUUGGUUUGG